Molecule: messenger RNA, 867 nt
Organism: Paramecium pentaurelia
Lineage: Eukaryota; Ciliophora; Oligohymenophorea; Peniculida; Parameciidae
Source: the annotation of a GenBank genome assembly
AUGGAAUAAUAGCACAAAGGUAUAAAGUUUUGUUGUUAUUUGAGGAAAUACUGAACCUGGAGAUAUCAAUUCCAAUUCUCAGCAAUGUUAUAGCACAAACACUCUUUUUUUAAAUAAUGUUGGAUUGAGUACAAAUAUUUCAUCAAGCACAUUGAGACACACCUCUCCAUAAAUAUCUUUCCCUAAAGCAAAUAGAUUUAAUACUCAAUCUUUAUUGUAACUAACUACAAAAUUGGAAUUACCUUCAUAAUUGGGAAAAAGGUAAUGAAUUUUUCAUUAUACAAUAGAUUUACGUAAUAAGGGUUUGGUAAUAAAAUAGUAUUUUAAUAUGAAUGGUAGAAGGUUAAUGCUAAAGAAUUGCCUAGUUCAGAUAGAUAUUAAGUUCGCUAAGAACCAGGUGAUGAUAAAUUAAAAAAAACCUUUGGUUUAUCGUGGGAAGCUUACUCAAAAACAUAUUUACCAUAUAAUAAACAUUAAUCUCCUGAAGUAGCAAGAUACUUACCAGGUAUCUUAUGAGUUUAUUGUAGGACCUGGAGAGUACACUGUACGUUAAGAUUUAGGUUAGCACAGAUAUUAAUUUCAAUUAAAAGGAAAAGGGAAAAUGUUUAAUGAUCAAAGAGAAAACGGUAUACCUGGACCUGAGGCAUAUCAACCUUAAAUCUGUUUGACAGUUCCAAAUCGAUUUUCUGUAUAUUUUAUCCUCACACUUAGAAAAUCUCUCAAGGGAUUGGAGAGAAGAAAAAUCCCUUUUAAUCUUUUAGUUUUGCUCCAGGACCUGGGAGGUAUGAGACAAAUUCUGGAUUCGAUAAAGCAAGCAAAAAAAGAGAAUUUAUAACCAAACCUGGGGAGAGAAGACCUUUUAUUUGA